AUGGGCAAAAGUGUGGACCACUGCAACGUGAGCAACGCCGUGACAUACGACGUACUCUCGGGGGUCGUCAUUGGACAGUUUGUCCUCGGUCUGCCUCUUAACCUGUCCGUCCUCUACGUUUUUAUCUUCAAGUUCAAAUUCUGGAAAAACAGGAGUGUCUUCCUGUUCAAUAUCGUGGUCGCCGACUUCCUACUGGUGGCUUGUCUUCCCUCCAAGGCCUACAGCUACACACUGGGCCAACGCCGCAAUCCUAACUACAGCCUGUGUAAGGCCAUGCACUUCAUGCUCUUCCUCAACCGCGGGGCUAGCAUUGCCUUCUUAGUCACCCUGUCCCUGGACCGCUACUUUAACGUGGUGCACCUCGGACGGAGGAACUUCGUCAAGGUACUGAAGAAAUCUCCGGAAAUCUCGGUGGUAAUUUGGCUUCUCCUGCUGCCACUCGCCAUCCCGGCCACGCUCCACUCCUUUGAGUGCUGCAACAGCCUCGGACGCAACAGCACCUUCCACCAAACCCUCACCGACAUCUUCAGAGAGACGGUGUUCUUCUCACAAAUCAUCCCCCCUUUCAUCAUCCUGCUCUACUGCACGGUGCGCAUCGUCCAUCGGCUGAGGAAGAAGACCGUUGGAGAGAAGGCCAAACUGCGGCGGGCCAUGUACGUGGUAGUGUGGGUCGUGGUCAUCUUUUCCGUCUGCUUCCUACCGAGCACCGUCGCCCGGGCGGCGUUGCUGGUUGUGCGCCUCAAAAAGUGGGAGGAAGUCGAGGAGGUGGUGGUCCAGUUCUACGACGCUCUCAUGGUGCUGUCCUACACGGACUGCCUGCUGGACCCCUUGGUCUACUGUUUCUGCUACUCGGGCUUCAAGGACGCCUACUUGGACACCUUCUGUCCGUCUUUCUUAUACAAGAGGCUGCGCAAAGACGGGACCCCGUCGUCUUCGAAUACGACGACUUCAAAGUCGCGCAGCACUUCUUUGCCGAUGAUUGAGAAAUUACAAGUAUAA
This is a messenger RNA of Nerophis lumbriciformis (worm pipefish), 999 nucleotides long. The record is from RefSeq and is a predicted model, not a curated record. Lineage: Eukaryota; Metazoa; Chordata; Actinopteri; Syngnathiformes; Syngnathidae.